Messenger RNA from Serpula lacrymans var. lacrymans S7.9, 975 nucleotides. RefSeq lists its product as uncharacterized. Gene Ontology annotation, biological process: inositol catabolic process. Lineage: Eukaryota; Fungi; Basidiomycota; Agaricomycetes; Boletales; Serpulaceae. Gene Ontology annotation, molecular function: iron ion binding; inositol oxygenase activity. The record is from RefSeq and is a predicted model, not a curated record. The transcript is spliced from 8 exons. The coding region runs from base 1 to 894 and encodes 297 amino acids. Gene Ontology annotation, cellular component: cytoplasm.
AUGACCGUUUCUUUCCAAAAUGGACGCGAUUUGGAUAACACAUCCGACGCUGUUGACGAUGUCAACGUUUUGAAGGGCAAGAUGUGGGAUGAAGAGUCGGAAUUCGAUACAUCCAAAGACAAGACCAAGUUCAGACAAUAUGAAGAUGCUUGUGACCGCGUCAAAGCCUUCUACAAGGAACAACAUGAAAAGCAAACCGUCGAGUUUAACUUGAAAGCUCGCGUGGAUUUCAAAAGUCGAAAGCGCGCUCACAUGGGUAUUUGGGAGGCUAUGGAGAUGCUGAACAAUCUUGUUGAUGACUCUGAUCCUGAUACCAGUGUAUCUCAAAUCGAACACCUCCUUCAAACAGCUGAAGCUAUCCGUAGGGACGGGAAACCCGAGUGGAUGCAGGUCACAGGUCUUAUUCAUGAUCUUGGCAAGUUGCUCUAUAUGUUUGGAUCGGAAGGCCAAUGGGACGUAGUCGGUGACACUUUCGUCGUUGGUUGCCAAUUCUCUGAGAAGAUUAUCUACCCCGAAACGUUUGCUGCCAAUCCCGACUCUAAGGAUGCUGUCUUCUCAACUCGAUAUGGUAUCUACAAGCCUUAUUGUGGUCUGGAUAACGUAAUGUUAUCUUGGGGUCACGACGAGUAUUUGUAUCACGUGGUUAAGGACCAGAGCUCGCUUCCGGAAGAGGCUCUGGCCAUGAUUCGAUACCACAGCUUCUACCCGUGGCAUCGCGAGGACGCGUACACGUACCUCACAAACGAAAAGGACCAAAAAGCUCUGGAAGCUGUCCGUGCCUUCAACCCGUACGAUCUUUACAGCAAGAAUGACGAGCCAUGCAAUGCUGCGAAGUUGAGGCCAUACUACGAGAGCUUGAUUGCCAAGUUCUUCCCUCCCACGAUUGACUGGUAAUCUGGUCAUUGCCUGAUUCCUACACUAAUUGUUUUACACCGCUACAUUCUACACUACUACUACAUCGCCUCCAUCGCUAUC